Messenger RNA from Aspergillus melleus, 252 nucleotides. RefSeq lists its product as uncharacterized. The transcript has a single exon. The record is from RefSeq and is a predicted model, not a curated record. Lineage: Eukaryota; Fungi; Ascomycota; Eurotiomycetes; Eurotiales; Aspergillaceae. The coding region runs from base 1 to 252 and encodes 83 amino acids.
AUGGUGGCCACGCGGAACCUGACGACCACGUUGGUCGCCACCAGCACCGCGUCAUAUCAGGAACCUCGUCCAGAGUCCACCUUCUGGCGGUUCUCUGGUCCAUUGCCCCGACACGGUGGAAAAAGACAGCCGCGUCAGGGCAACGACGCUGGCCGGUCGAGACCACCGGCGCCGCCCCACCGCGGGUUAGCCCUAACGGUGCCAUCCCGAGAGAUGAAGCCGAAGUUGGAGAACUGGAGAUCGGAGAUCUGA